This is a messenger RNA of Frankliniella occidentalis (western flower thrips), 778 nucleotides long. It is a transcript of the gene Taf13, whose product is annotated as transcription initiation factor TFIID subunit 13. The transcript is spliced from 5 exons. Bases 86 to 646 code for a protein of 186 amino acids. Lineage: Eukaryota; Metazoa; Arthropoda; Insecta; Thysanoptera; Thripidae. The record is from RefSeq and is a predicted model, not a curated record. Gene Ontology annotation, biological process: transcription by RNA polymerase II. Gene Ontology annotation, molecular function: protein heterodimerization activity. Gene Ontology annotation, cellular component: transcription factor TFIID complex.
CCGUGCCGUACUGUCUGCUUCUGCUGUCAAGUACAGGUUAGGUUUCCCUCCUGCUGUGUUGUUUACGUACCUUGCAAGUGUUGCAAUGGAGACAAUUCCGUUGGGCGCGGACUCUGUAGCUGUCCCCGUGGAACAACAGGAGGCUUCUAAUUUAGGAGAAACACUGGCACCAGUGUCCACGGAGCCGACAACUGGUGCUCCUGCUUCGGCUGCUACUGGAACUGGACUGACAGUGGGACAGACUGUUGGACCUCCCGGGCCGCCGACUGGAGCUGAGGAGCUCGAAGCGGAAGAGGAGGAAGAAUAUGUUGCUCCUCUAGGCUCAACAUCAUCUGGGCGGAAACGGCUGUUUUCUAAGGAGUUGCGGUGCAUGAUGUAUGGCUUUGGAGAUGACCAGAAUCCAUACACUGAGAGUGUAGAUCUUCUGGAGGACUUAGUAAUUGAAUUUAUAACUGAAAUGACCCACAAGGGUAUGGAAAUUGGACGAACAGGAAGAGUGCAGGUUGAAGAUAUUGUUUUCCUUGUCCGUAAAGACUCACGCAAGUAUGCACGUGUUAAAGACUUAUUAACAAUGAAUGAAGAGUUAAAGAAGGCCAGAAAGGCUUUUGACGAAGUGAAAUAUGUUGAUCCAGAAUUAGUAUUAUGAACUUGCUUGUCAAUCUCAGUGAUUUUUCUUUGCAGCUUGACAAAUUCUACUGCAUCAAACUGUUCAAAGAGAAAUUUUGUUCUGGAUUUAUUUAUAAGACUGGCGAUAACAAUUAAAGCGAGAUUUGUUUUA